Messenger RNA from Leptidea sinapis, 495 nucleotides. RefSeq names its product cytochrome P450 4C1-like. The record is from RefSeq and is a predicted model, not a curated record. Lineage: Eukaryota; Metazoa; Arthropoda; Insecta; Lepidoptera; Pieridae. Gene Ontology annotation, molecular function: oxidoreductase activity, acting on paired donors, with incorporation or reduction of molecular oxygen; iron ion binding; heme binding. The coding region runs from base 1 to 495 and encodes 164 amino acids. The transcript has 4 exons.
AUGAGCGAAGAAAGCCUAUUAUUAGCCUAUUGCGCUACCAACUUCAAAACUAUAAUAUUCUUACAGGGCCAUGACACCACAGCAACUGCUUUAACUUUUGGCUUGUUACUGUUAGCUGAUCAUGAACAAGUACAGGAUGCAAUAUACGAUGAAUGCAAGACUAUAUUUGGAGAUUCCAUGCGAACAGCGAAUCUAACAGAUCUGGCUGGGAUGAAGUAUCUUGACGCUGUGAUAAAGGAAGUGCUGCGGCUGUACCCCAGCGUGCCUUUCAUUGGAAGGACUAUUGAAGAAGAUUUUAUGUUAGAUGACUUGCGCGUUCCGAAGAGUACAGAAGUUUUAAUCCAUAUCUACGUUCUGCAUCGCCGCGGGUUCCCUGAGCUCGAGCAGUUUAGACCUGAGCGAUUUCUGAGCGGAGAGAAGAUGAACUACAAGUACAUACCGUUCAGUGCUGGUCCGAGAAACUGUAUAGUCAAGUUAUACUCUUUGAAACCUUAA